AUGUUCACUAAGUUCACCCUGUUCACCUGGUUCAUCCUGUUGUUCACCUUGUUCUCUCUAUUUGGUUCAGUUUCGGCUGAUACGAACUACACGGUGGUUGGACCAACCAGUUUGAGGCCGGGUCACCCGUACAGUUUCAGCGUCCAAAUUUAUGGGGUUCCAAAUCCAGUCAGCUACACGCUACUGGCAAAGAUAGUCAACUCUGGAGACGAUAAUGACGUUUUGGUUGAAGAGGAGUUUACUGUAGUACAUGCCUCACUGCAGACUUUUUCGUUGAAUGUGCCAAUCAAUUUUCCUGACACUGCUUACACAUUCAAAGUGACAGCAAGUGGUGGAAAGAUAAGUUUCAACAACAGUCACUAUUUGUCAGUUAGUCAGAAAACUCACUCCGUCUUCAUACAAACAGACAAGUACCUCUACAAGCCUGGCCAGACAAUAAAGUUUCGUGUUCUUGGAAUUCAGUCGAACUUGAAACCUUACAAAGAAGCUUUCAACAUAACGAUCUACGUUAGACCACUUCAUUACUGCAACCUAAAAUAUCUCAUAUAG
This is a messenger RNA of Helobdella robusta, 549 nucleotides long. RefSeq lists its product as hypothetical. The coding region runs from base 1 to 549 and encodes 182 amino acids. The transcript has 6 exons. Lineage: Eukaryota; Metazoa; Annelida; Clitellata; Rhynchobdellida; Glossiphoniidae. The record is from RefSeq and is a predicted model, not a curated record.